Messenger RNA from Gopherus flavomarginatus (Mexican gopher tortoise), 803 nucleotides. Its product is annotated as non-POU domain-containing octamer-binding protein-like. The coding region runs from base 69 to 803 and encodes 244 amino acids. The record is from RefSeq and is a predicted model, not a curated record. Lineage: Eukaryota; Metazoa; Chordata; Testudines; Testudinidae. Gene Ontology annotation, molecular function: RNA binding. Gene Ontology annotation, cellular component: nucleus. The transcript has a single exon. Gene Ontology annotation, biological process: regulation of DNA-templated transcription.
CUAGGCUACGAGGAGGCGAGAAGGCCGCAAUCCGUUGUGGGAGUGAGAACCCAGGAACAGGUUGGAAAAUGCAAGGAAAUAAAGGCAUUAACAUGGAGAAGCAAAACCAUGCUCCAAGAAAACAGCAUCAGCAACAGCAUCAACAACCACCUAUUCCUGCUAAUGGACAGCAGGCCAACAGCCAGAAGAGAAUGUGUACCUUAUUCCCCUCAGAUGAAGGUCUCACUAUUGACCUGAAGAAUUUCUGGAACCCUGGUGAAAAGACAUUCACCCAGAGGAGCUGCCUCUUUGUGGGAAACCUGCCUCCAGAUAUUACUGAGGAGGAGAUGAGAAAGUUGUUUGAAAAGUAUGGGAAGGCAGGUGAAGUCUUCAUUCACAAGGACAAAGGCUUUGGAUUUAUCAGGCUGGAAACUCGCACUCUAGUCGAGAUUGCAAAGGUAGAACUAGACAACAUGCCUCUUUGUGCGAAGCAGCUAAGAGUGCGCUUCGCAUGCCACAGCGCAUCACUGACUGUCAGAAACCUGCCUCAAUUUGUGUCAAAUGAGCUCCUGGAGGAGGCCUUCUUUGUGUUCGGCCAGCUGGAAAGGGCUGUGGUUAUUGUGGAUGACAGAGGAAGAUUGUCUGGGAAAGGCAUUGUGGAGUUUUCAGGGAAACCUGCUGCUAGGAAAGCUCUGGACCGUUGUAGUGAAGGGUCUUUCCUGCUAACUACAUUUCCUCAGCCUGUCACUGUGGAGCCAAUGGAUCAGUAUGAUGAUGAGGAGGGUCUGCCGGAGAAAUUGGUCAUCAAAAUCCAGUUAAUCUGA